UUAACACUGAUACACACACACACACACACACACACACUCUCUCUCUGACACACAUACACAGGUGCACAUGCAUGCAAACCUACCUUUAGGAAAGCACCUAUAUCCUACCUGUUGGAGGAGAACCCGCUGGAGAGGACAGAGGAAAGAGGACAGAGGACAGAACUGGGGGGAGCACAGGGACCAGCCCUUCUUUUGGGAUUCCUCCUGGGUGGGACCCCUGGGUUGGUCUGGGGGGCGAACACUCCGCGCUCACUGAGGACUAGGACAGAUCGCACGUGCCCCCUCCUGGCUUGGAGAGACAGAGCAGCUGUUCUGAGGAGACCCCACAGCACACCAUGGCCCAAUAUGACCAACUGGAUGACAAGGAUUCUGUGGACAUUCACGAUAACCCUCCCGUCCCUGAUAACUUUGUGAAAGAGAAUGAAAACACUGUGUAUUUUGUGUAUGAGGAAGAGGUGGAGGUGGAGGAGAAGAAGGAGCCCACACCUGAGCCCAUUAUAAUGGUGAACGAGAGACCGCACAAGUUCAAAGACCACUACUGCAAGACGGCCAAGUUCUGCGAUGUCUGUGCGCGUAUGAUCGUCCACAACAACAAGUUUUGUCUGAGGUGUAAGAACUGCAAGACCAAUAUUCACCACAAGUGCCAGUCCUAUGUGGAAUUUCAGAAGUGCUUUGGGAAAAUUCCUCCUGGGUUCAGACGGGCCUACAGCUCCCCCCUCUACAGCAGCCAGCAGAAUGCAGCUGUGAAGGAGCUUCUGCCUUUCUCAAUGUCCAAUCGCCCAGACCCGGUGUUUGAGACCCUGAGGGAGGGAGUCAUCAUGGCCAACAAGGAGCGCAAGAAGGACACCGAUGAGAAAAAGAAUCUGAUGAUGAUGAUGGAGGAAGAAGAGGAGAAUGCGCCCAAACCUGCGGAGGGCGAGGCAGCAGAAGGAGCAGCAAACACAGAAGGAAACAAACCAGCAGCUGAUGACAAGAGUAAGAAGCUGCCAGCGGGUAAAGUGGGCGUGUUCUCCCAGUCACAUUACUACCUGGGUCUGUUCCGCUUCAAGGCCAUAGAGAAGGACGACCUGGACUUCCAUCCUGGGGAUCGGAUCACAGUGAUCGAUGACUCUAAUGAAGAGUGGUGGAGGGGUAAGAUUGGGGACAGGGUGGGCUUCCUCCCAGCCGAGUACCUCAUCCGCGUGCGCGAGGGCGAGCUGGCCUUCAAGGUCACACGCUCCUUUGUGGGAAACAGAGAGAUGGGCCAGAUCACUCUGAAGAAAGACCAGAUCGUGGUGAAGAAGGGAGACGAGAAGAACGGGUAUCUAAAAGUCACCACCGGCCGCAAACUGGGCUACUUCCCCACCGACCUGCUCGAGCUGAUCUGAGCCAGAACCACCGACCUGCUCGAGCUGAUCUGAGCCAGAACCACAUCAGAACCGAAUCAGAACCACAUCAGAACCCCGGCAGAACCGCAUCAGAACCGCAUCAGAACCCCGGCAGAACCCGGCCCAGUGUGGGGAGCCCCCUGUACCCCACAGCAGUCAGCAGAGGAUUGUGUGUCCCUCACAGUAACCUGCUGACUUUUACAAUUUCAUCAAUAAUUUACUGUCUGUUUGUAUGCGUCUGGAAAUAAUUCACCCUUGUUCAUUAUGAGCACAUCAGUAUUGUUCUUUACAUUUAUCUGGAUUUUUUUUUUCUUUUACAGUCAAUUUUAUUAAUGUGGGAAUUGUAUUUGUAUAACAUGGCACUUUUCAUGGAUCUCAAAGCUCUUGGCGACUCGCUGCAAUUAUUAACGAAUCACAGCACUCACCUGGGUGAUGCACGGCGGCCAUUUUGUGCCAGACCGAUCGUCACACAUCAGCAGAGGGAGGAGUUAACAAGUGAUGCAGCGAACUUUGAGUGUGGUACCUGCAGAAAAAUAAAACAAAUGAUUCCAAAAUUA
Molecule: messenger RNA, 1924 nt
Organism: Anguilla anguilla (European eel)
Lineage: Eukaryota; Metazoa; Chordata; Actinopteri; Anguilliformes; Anguillidae
Gene: stac3
Product: SH3 and cysteine rich domain 3
Exons: 14
Coding region: 336-1367 (343 amino acids)
Biological process (GO): skeletal muscle contraction; positive regulation of voltage-gated calcium channel activity; positive regulation of protein localization to plasma membrane
Cellular component (GO): extrinsic component of cytoplasmic side of plasma membrane
Molecular function (GO): protein binding
Source: RefSeq, a predicted model, not a curated record